AUGCAGGGGAACAUGCUGAUAGCGCUCCUGGUCGGGAUCCUGCUUACGAUUAUCAUAUUUGGAUGGCUGGUCAUUUGCUGGUACCGGAGACAUGUCAACACGGGAAUUCGGAUGAGCCAGGCACGGGCCCGGCUCAAUCGUGACCGUCGAACCUCCACUUGGGACGUGGAGAGGGGGCAAGGUCCUGGCGGACUUGUCCCCAAGUACUCACGCAUCGGCUGGGUACGGCUGAAGCCGAAAUUCGGCACAAUACUGAAGGAACCGGAUUAUGUCGUGCUACGCCGCGUGGAAGGUGCGGCAAGCCCUUAUCGGGCUGCUCUGGUCAGGAAUUGGCAUGCUUCCCCAGCCGAUGCUGAGUCCCAAGGGCGAAAUUCACGCAUAACCCACCAGAAUCAGCAGAGUCGGCAUCAGGAGAAUACACAGAAGCAGAAGCUGAGGCAGACACAGAAACAGAAACAAAGGAAAAGAAACCAAGGGAGUCAGGGACAGCCAGGCAACAAUCAGCCGAAUGGAAACAACAACAAGCCAGCGAAGACUACUGGCUGGAGUGAGCAUGAAGAUCCAGGCCAAACCUCCCACCAUAGUGGAGGAGACCAACAGAACGACCACACCCACAAGGCGGAUGCUUGGACUGAUAGGAAUGAAGCCAGUGGGAGCAAAAAGAGCAAGAAAAGCGGGCACAACAGGGACAACAGGGGCAGCAACAAGAACAGCUGGCACAUUCAAAGCGGCCAAGCUAACUGGAGCAACCACAGCAAGACCGGGGAAAACCACACCCAUGAUGGUGGCCGAGGAAGUGCACGCGAAAGGGGCGCAUCGCACAACGAUUCUAAACAAUCUGAGCACCCCCCUCAAAAGGAUCGGGGUGACGAAGAGUCACAGCACCAUUCCAAUAGGAAGGCUCGAUCUCCUUCGCCGGGGAAAAGCAACAACGUGCACAACACCGGGGAGGGUGGAGAAGAACCUAGUGGGUGGAACGGCCACAAUCCUGCCGGUCGUACAUCUCCUGCAGGGGAUUGGGCUGACGGCCCUACCGUCAAAUGGUGA
This is a messenger RNA of Penicillium canariense, 1047 nucleotides long. RefSeq lists its product as uncharacterized. The coding region runs from base 1 to 1047 and encodes 348 amino acids. The transcript has a single exon. The record is from RefSeq and is a predicted model, not a curated record. NCBI's taxonomy places the organism in Eukaryota, Fungi, Ascomycota, Eurotiomycetes, Eurotiales, Aspergillaceae.